Molecule: messenger RNA, 1236 nt
Organism: Entamoeba dispar SAW760
Lineage: Eukaryota; Evosea; Mastigamoebida; Endamoebidae
Exons: 1
Coding region: 1-1236 (411 amino acids)
Source: RefSeq, a predicted model, not a curated record
AUGUCUAGUUCAGUGUAUCCAACAUUAUUCAAUAACAGAAAAGAACCAAUACCAGAACAAAAUGAAAAUGAAGUGUUAAAUAUGAUAUAUAAGAAAGCAGAAGAAAUAUUGUAUUUACAACAAGAAUUUAUUAACUCAAAAAAAAACCAACUUCAAUCCCUAGAAAAACAAUUAGAAGAAAAUAAAUUAAAACAACAAGAAACUACUGACUCAAUUAGAAAAAGUUUAGAAUGGCAAAGAAAAUCUAAUGAAAAUUUAGAACUUAAGACCAAAUUAGGAGAUGCAGUAAGUUAUGAAAUUAAUCAAAAGAAACUUUUUAAAACAAAACUUGAAAUAAAAGAGAAAGAUUUAAAUAAAGAAUAUCAAAAAUAUCAGUAUGAGAUAUCUAGAUUUAAUCAACAAUUGAUAAAACACUUUUGUAUUAUGAGAGAACUCAGUCUAAUUUCUUUUAUUAGUUGUAAAAGAUCAUUAUAUACUGAAUCUAUAGAAAUUUUUUAUGAAAAAAAUUAUAUCGAACAAUCAAGUAAUGAAAAUGCAAUGUCUGAUGAAUCUCAUAAACCUUGUUUUGAGAAAAGAUUAUUUGAAACGUGUAAAUCAUCAAAUAAAAGUAAUCCUUCAAAAAAAGUUGAAGUAACUAAUCAAUUAACUCAACCUUCAUUUCAAAAGAAAAAAUUUGAAAUUCCUCAUUCAUCAUCAAAUAAAGCUUCUCCUCCAAUUCCACUAAAGCAAACAAAUAAAUCAAAUCAUCCUCCUCUUCCACCUAAAGUGAGAGUGUCUAAUCAAGAAAGAGAAUUAACACCAUUGCAAAAAGAAAUUAUAAAAAAGAACACUACUACUUUAGAUAAAAUUGUUAAUGUUUUUAGUGAAGACACUAUCCGUAAAGGGUUAAAAAUUUAUACUGAUGUCUCUAAACAAGUCAAUGAUACCGGAGCAACUCCCUAUGUUAGAACAGUUACUCACACUAUUGGCAAAGUAACUGAUGUAGCAAAAGAGAUUCCUAUAAUUAGAAGAGUAGCAAAACCAUUACACUAUUGUGUUAAAACACUUGAAGGAGGUAGUAUUGCUUUGCAACAUGAGCAAGAUGUAAAUGAAUAUUUAGAUAAUUAUAUUGCUGAAUAUAGGAAAAUUGAAUCUGGAGGGGGUACUGCUUAUGCAAUCUCUCAAACAACAAUUAAGACGACAUGUAGUGUUUGUGAAAAUAUAUUAUUUCCAAUGUUUGUUCCAUUCUAUGAUUAA